Molecule: messenger RNA, 8204 nt
Organism: Melospiza melodia melodia
Lineage: Eukaryota; Metazoa; Chordata; Aves; Passeriformes; Passerellidae
Gene: ASXL3
Product: ASXL transcriptional regulator 3
Exons: 10
Coding region: 1259-7579 (2106 amino acids)
Biological process (GO): animal organ morphogenesis; positive regulation of transcription by RNA polymerase II
Cellular component (GO): PR-DUB complex
Molecular function (GO): DNA binding; chromatin binding; peroxisome proliferator activated receptor binding
Source: RefSeq, a predicted model, not a curated record
CGUGAUUCAAGCCUUACUAAUGCACCGGUGCAAAGCAAGCUAGUAUCUUCCUUCCAGCAGCACACAAAGAAAGCACUUAAACAGAUUUUACAGAUUUCUGUUUCCAUUGAGCUGUUGGAAGUGCUUGGUUAUGUGUGCCCAGCUGUUGCUGAUCUUGUACCUUUGAAAAGAAGGCUUAUGGCACGCUGAUUUCCGAUCAGUACUGAUCAGUUCCAUACUGAUUUACCUCAUUUUCACACUCGAGAGUUUUGGCAUGUAAGGACCUCUUCCUGGGAAGGUACUGAACUACUCCUGCAUCUGCUAGCAGUGGUACAUGGGCACACUACUGUGUGCAUUAUUCUUGCUCUGGACAAGGCUAACUCCAGUAUGGACAUCAAGUCAUGGCAUAGUACCUACAUGCUUCUGUCUGGUCCAGUUUCUGUUCCAUUGACUUGAGCUGAUACUUUUUUGUGGAAGUCUUCGCUGUAUACAGAUUUAUCUUUAUCUACCAAGAUGUUCUUGGAACAUUUCUCAGAAGAAAGGAUCAUACCUGCAAACUGGCCUCACAUAGGUAACACUGAGAAUGUGUGAAUAUCCAGGACAUUGAGGUGGUGUUAGUGUCUGUUGGACUCUGAUAGCCAAGUGUAAGAGCACCUUGCUCAUCAGUGUACCAGGUGGUCCCUGGGUCAAUACCAAGAGAGGAGAAAGAACUUGAAGAUGCGCUCUCAUGGUGUCUGGGAUGAUAGUAGACCUCCCAGACAUGGAAGAAAAUCCUGCCUCCCUUUUGGCACUUUGGAAUCAGCACCAAGAAGGGUACCCAUAAAUUUUCUGUUGGGAGAAGAGAAGGAUACUCCAUUCAGACUCAGGAUCUGAAUACAGAACCAGGACAUGUCUGAGACUGUGCUGGGCAUCCAGAUCUCUUUGUAGAGACAGAAACUCCAGAGACAGCAGCCAAGUGGGUUUGGGAGGAGAGAAGCUCAGGAAAUAAGGGAAUCAACACAAGAUGCAACAAAUGUACCAAUGCCACAGUCGGAGAAUUCUGGCUCCCUAGCUGAAGCAUUUGAUCAGAUGUCUGGCAACAUAAGUGAUGAUUCUUGACAAAUUUUCCUGACAACAAAUGGAAAAGAAGGAAAACAUGUUGCUUUUUGACUUCUAGAGAGACAUGGGAAGGGACACUGGAGUUUACAAAAUGCAUUCCGGAAAAUGGAAGUUCGAAGAUGAUAAACUAAACUGAUUUUCUGAUUGCCAAGACAAGUCUAGGGAAGAGGACAGAGAAGCUAUGGCAGGGAGACUGCAUAAGGGGGAAAAGAAGCUGGGAGAGCAAGAGUUCCAGCAGAAGCUGUUCAGGGAGUACAUGCAUUGCCCGAAGGCUGGCUGCACGGCUUUGAGACAACAGCAGAAAAGAAGAAAUGGAGUCUCAAUGAUGGUAAACAAGACUGUUCCUCGUGUUGUUUUGACACCAUUAAAGGUGUCCGAUGAGCAGUCGGAUUCACCUUCAGGAUCGGAAUCUAAAAAUGGCGAAGCAGAUGGUUCUGAUAAAGAGAUGAAACAUGGGCAAAAGUCUCCAACUGGAAAGCAAACAAGCCAGCACUUAAAGAGAUUAAAAAAAUCUGGUUUAGGACAUUUGAAAUGGACCAAAGCUGAGGAUAUUGACAUAGAAACACCGGGAUCUAUUCUAGUGAACACUAACCUGAGGGCUUUAAUAAAUAAACACACCUUUGCUUCUUUACCUCAGCAUUUUCAACAGUACCUCCUGCUUUUGCUUCCAGAAGUAGACAGGCAGAUGGGGAGCGAUGGAGUUUUGCGCCUCAGUAGCUCCGCUCUAAAUAACGAGUUCUUCGCGUACGCGGCGCAAGGGUGGAAACAGCGGCUGGCAGAAGGAGAAUUUACACCAGAAAUGCAGUUGCGCAUCAGACAAGAGAUUGAAAAGGAAAAGAAAACAGAACCUUGGAAAGAAAAAUUCUUUGAAAGGUUUUAUGGUGAAAAGUUGGGAAUGUCAAGAGGAGAGUCAAAGAAGCUCACUGCAGUGCAGAACAAUGAUGAAGAUGAAAGCAAUUCUUUGUGCAGAUCUUCUGGCACACCUGGUCCUUCUAAGCAAGCAACCUUUGAGGAUCAAGAGGAGAAAGGUGCUAAAGUUCAAGCUUUACCAGAGAGAGAUUAUAGUCCAUCUCGUUGUAGUAUGGAGCAGGUUCCUGUCAAGGAUCUAACAGCAGAUUCUGAGGAUAUACUGAUACCUGAAGAAUCAGUAAUUCAGGAGGAAAUUGCUGAAGAGGUCGAGACAAGUAUUUGUGAAUGCCAGGAGGAGAACCAUAAGCCAGAGCAUGAGUUUUCUGAGGAGUCUGUAAGUCCAGCUGGCACAAAUGAGGAAACAGAGGCAGUACAGCUUGCAGACAGCACUGAGUCCUGUGUCAUGAUGAAUGAUGUAACUGAUACUGCAUCUCGCAUUGAAAUUAAAGUAGAGUUGAAGUCAGAAUGCCCUCAGGAGGAGAUGUCAGUUGUGAUAGAUCAGCUGGGGGAUUGCAUAUCACCAGCACGAUCAGCUUCAUCCACAAACUCUGUCAGCGGUACAGCUGACAAGGAUUCUGAGUCUGCAAAAGAGCUAAUUGUGCCAGAAAUGCAAAGUGCUGCUCUGGAAGGCUCCUUGUUCACUGGUGGAGGAAUUGCAGUGGAUAUGGAGCUUCAUAGUGACCCUGAGGAGCAGUUGUCUGAGAAUGCUUGUAUUUCUGAAACUUCCUUUUCCUCUGGAAGUCCAGAAGUUUGUAUUGCCUCUCCUGGAGGAGACACUCAGUCGACUUCAGAGGAGCCCUGUACUCCAGCAUCUCUUGAAACAGCUUGCUCAUCUGAAGUGUCCAGUUCUGAAAAUAUUGAAGGUGAUAUUCAGCAGAAGGCCAGUGAUGAAAACUUGAACACACCCUUAAUGUCGGAAAUCUCUCCGAUGUCCACCUCACCUGUAACCUCAGAAGCAUCUUUGAUGUCAAAUUUACCUUUAACAUCAGAGCCAUCACCAGCUUCUAAUUUACCUUUAACAUCAGAAACAUCUCCAAUGUCUGAUUUGCCUUUAACAUCAGAAACAUCUUCAGUAUCUUCUGUUCUUCUAACUUCUGAAACAUUUGUGACAAAUAGUUUGCCUCUUCCAUCAGAGAUAUCUCCAGUCUCUAAUUCCCCAAGCAGUGAAAGACUUAUUCUGCAACAAAGGAAAUCACCUUUGUUGGAAGACUCCCUUCCCACUCUGAAAGAAGAAAGCUCUGUCAUUCCUAAGGUGGUUCAAGAAGAGAAUCUUGUUCAGCCAAAACAACUUCAGAGUGCCCCUGAAAAUAUGAAAGUUGGUCCACUAACAAUUAUACCUGAUACUUCAGUAUUGGAAGAGUCCCAAAGUAAAAACCUCAGUCAUCAGCCAUGUAAGACACAUUCUGAAAUUGAGAAAUCCUACAUUGCAUCCAUCCCAGAACACACUCCUCCAGAGGUGAUCAAAAAUAAAAAUCACAGUGUUCAGCAAAGAGGUGACAAGAAAGGUACGCUCUUGCCCUCAGAGGUGUCUGUCUUAUCAGAAGGAUCACUUGGCAAAAAUAUCGAAUUGCUUCCAUCAAAGGCACACGAUAAACUAUAUACCUCAUCUCUAGAGAAAGCUACAUUCUCUGAAGUGUGCAGAAGUAAAUCUCACAAGCUAACAGGCAGCACCCAAAGUCGUCUAGAGAGUUCACAUUCUUCCAAGUCUUUAGAACCCACAAAAUCACCAGAAGCAAGAAAUGAAAGUAGAGACCCAGAGAUCCCAAAGAGGAAAACAGCAGAACAGCACAGUUUUGGAACCUGUAAAGAGAAGAGAGCUAGGAUAGAUGAUGAUCUGCCUACUCGCAGUGCUUCCUCAACAAGUCCAUCUGAUAAAGAACAGCCUCCCAGAGAGGAGCCCCGAGUUCCACCCCUUAAGAUUCAGCUUUCAAAAAUUGGACCACCUUUUAUCAUCAAGAGCCAGCCUGUUUCUAAACCAGAACCUCGAGUUUCCCCAAGUACAUCAGUCAGCAGUGGGAGAAACACUGGGGCUAGAACUCUGGCAGAUAUCAAAGCAAGAGCUCAGCAAGCAAGAGCCCAAAGAGAAGCUGCAGCUGCAGCAGCCGUGGCAGCAGCUGCCAGCAUAGUCUCUGGUGCAAUGGGGACCCCAUGCGAAGGUGGGAAGACAAGAACGCUGGCACACAUCAAGGAGCAAACAAAGGCCAAGCUAUUUGCAAAGCAUCAAGCCAGAGCUCAUUUACUCCAGACUAAUAAAGAAUCAAAGUCACAGUACAGCUCAAAGGAAAGUAGUACCUCAUCUCUGGAGAUACCAACGACUACUGACACGAAGAUUGAAGGUUCUACUGGUGUCAUUAUAGUUAAUCCUAACUGCAGGUCCCCUAGCAACAAGUCUUCUCAUCACCGUGAGACCACCACUUUAUUGCAGCAGUCCCUUAACACAGCUACAUUACCAGAAACUGCUACUGAGAUACCUGUGCACAGUUCUGAUGAAAAUAUACCUGUGCCACAAUUGUGUGAGAAAAUUAUUUCAUCUACCUCUACUGAAAGUAACAGUGUGCCAGUGCUUUAUAAUAAAAGUUCAGUCUCUGUGUGUGUUUGCAGCACUGCUACGUCUGGAGCAGUUAAAGAACUUCCUUUUGCAAGUUCUGUUGAUAAAUCCUCUGUGUUAAUGUCUGUUGACAGCGCAAACACAGCAAUUUCAGCCUGCAAUAUAAAUAUGCUGAAAACCAUCCAAGGGGCUGAUACUCCAUGCAUAACUGUUGGACCAAAAUGUAUUGAUAACAGUAAUGUACCAGUCUCCAUAGACAGCACAGUCUUAUCAAACACCAUCGAUGACAAAAGGUUGCCAGUGCCCAGUAGCAAUGUGAAUAACACAGUCUCCGGUCAUUAUGCCACUGUGCCAGCUUCAUCAAGUAACUUGCCAAAUCAUCUCGCUGGUAGUUCUGUGCUGAUUCCCCCAGUGGGGGCUACCAACAGAUUUCCUUCUGAUAAGAUAGCCAUAACCAGGUGUAGCGAGCAGAGCACUGUCUCCAUCCACACUACCGUCAGGUCAGCUUUAAGUUGCAGUGAGGCCCUUGCAGCAGCAGAUUCUGUUGCAAGGCCACCUAUCUCAAUGUUUACUGGUAACAUGGUGACAAUAAACUCUUAUGAUAACACUACUAAAUUGAAUGCUGAUCUCUUAGAAAAAAGCUCUGGAGCACGAAGCCGGAUGGAUCUCUCUGGUAAAUCUCAUCCACUGAGCUUUACACAAACUGCUAUGAAUAGGUCGAUACCUUGUAAAGUCAUUGUUGACCACACUACGAACCAGAAUUCCAGUCUGUCACUUUCUUCCUCUAUUGAAAACGCAGAGAACAGCAUUGACCUGCAGAGCAGACCUGUAAGGACAGAAGCUGCCUUACAAAGUAUAGCUUGUCCUCAGGUGUCUGUCAUAAGCAGGCCCGAAGUGGUUGCUAAUGAAAACCUUGAGCACAGUUCCAGCUUUAUCGCCAUUACAGCAAAGCAAGACAGCAAAAACUUGCAGGCAGGUUGUUCAAGUCUUCGAGAAGUGCCUCUUGCUCCUCAAGAUAAAUUAAUUGAGGUGGUUGCUACCAGCCAAGGCUUUGCUGAGCAACUAAGAGGUCCUUCAGCACUGAAAAAUGAAGCCAAUGCUGCCUGUGCCAAUCAGUACAACACUAACAAUAGAAUCUGUUGGCGUGAUGAGGAGGCGAUGAAUACAGACCAGCCGGUGGUCAGCCAUCUUACCUCUGGUAAGCAUAAUGAGUACACAGAGCAAAACUGCUUGAAAAAUGUCAAAAGCGAACCUUCCAGUUACACACAAAUGUCAGAACUGCAGUCCAGGAGUCUUUUGACAAGCAUUGCUGUUCCCGUUAAACUGGAAACUAAUGAGACUGACAAGUGCUUCAGGAUGGACACCGAGGAUUUUACAGUUCCUGAAAUGCCUGCCCAGAGUGCAGAAAUAGCCACGAGUGUGCAGCCACUGCAGACCUCCAAGACAUCCAUCGCGGACUCCAUGGAAGACUCCCUGUCCCUGACAACGGAAACCCUAAAGAGAGUUACGAGUGCCGGGGGCUCCAGCUGUCGCUUGUCGUCAGUGGAGGCCAACAACCCCUUAGUGACACAGUUACUGCAAGGCAAUCUGCCUUUAGAAAAAGUGCUGCCGCAGCCCAGAUCAGGAGCCAAACUAGAAAUUAACAGGCUUCCUUUGCCUUUGCAAACUACCUCAGUAUGUAAAACAGUAGUGGCUGAGAGAAAUGUCGUUGAACAUGCUUCCAACUCUCCUAAUCCAGAUGGUAAAGGAUUUACAGCAGGCAGCAUAGCCCCACUACAAAUCAGAAAGCGUGAAAACCAUCCGAAAAAGAGGAUGGCCAGGACUAUAGGGGAACAUGCUCAAAUUAAAUGUGAGCCUGGGAAGGUGUCAAUGGACACAGAUGUUAAAGUGGCUCCUUGUGUAAUUAGUUCCAGCAUGAAUCAGCUAGGGCACGGACAGCCAUUUAAGCAGGAGUGGCUUAACAAACACGCCAUUCAGAGCCGGAUCGCUCACAGCCCAGAGAUCAAGCAGCAGAAGAGACCGUUGCCUUCAUGCAGUUUCCAGCAGAGCUUAUUUCACAUUGAUAAAAAUGGCAGCUUUCACGCAGAAGCCAGUACCUCACAUAGACAGCAUUUUUACCAAAUGUCCAUGGCUGCAAGAGGCCCCAUUCCUACGGCAGCUUUGUUGCAAACUACUUCAAAAGGCCCACCUGGCUGCAACUCAUUUCCUUUUAGCAGACACCUGGAACAGAAGGGUUUGGGAGACGUGAAUAUUUCUACAGCAGCUCACCAGCUGAGGCUAGGAAGUGUGUUUUCCCCUAAUAUUCAAAUUAAGGAAGGUGAUGACAUUGCCAGUGCCUCUCAAACUCUGCAGAGUAAAACAUUAACGCAUCCCCCUGCUCCCCCUCCGCCCCUGCCACCUCCUCCCCCUCCUCACCCAAAUGCAGAAGUCCCCUCUGAUCAAAAACAACCGACAGUUACUAUGGAAACCACUAAAAGACUUAGUUGGCCUCAGCCAGCAAGCAUCUGUAGCAAUAUAAAAUCUGAACCUAUUUCUUUUGAGGAAGGUUUAAGCAGCAGCUGCGAACUGGGCAUGAAACAAGCUUCCUAUGAUCAGAACGAAGUUAAAGAACAGUUAAAAGCUUUUGCAUUAAAAAAUGCAGAUUUCUCUUCCUAUUUACUUUCUGAGCCACAGAAGCCUUUUACCCAACUUGCUGCUCAGAAAAUACAGACGCAGCACCCACAGCAGCAGCAACAGCAGCAGCAGCUCUGUGGAAAUUAUCCAACAAUACACUUUGGUAGCACAAGUUUCAAAAGGGCGGCAUCUGCAAUUGAGAAAUCGAUUGGGAUUUUAGGAAGUGGUUCAAACACUGCCACAGGCCUGUCUAACCAGAACGCGCAGAUCCCGGUUCAGAAAUUUGCUGACAGCAGCAACGCCGACGAGCUGGAACUGAAAUGCUCCUGCAGGCUGAAAGCCAUGAUCGUGUGCAAAGGCUGCGGAGCCUUCUGUCAUGAUGACUGCAUAGGGCCUUCCAAACUGUGUGUAGCUUGUCUGGUGGUGCGGUAGGAGCUCAGUCAAAGAUGCAGUAUCCCUUAUAAACGUGGGGGAGCAGGACAAAGGAACAGAGAAAUUGGAACAGUUUAGGCCACUAAUGGUUUGCAAUUAGUGGAUUGAUUUUUUUAAAUUUUUUUUUGUUUGUUUAUUUGGUUUUUUGUUUUGCUUUUUUUCUCCUGCGUGGUGCUUUCAGAAAUUAGUUAUUCUGCUUGAGUGCCAUUUUCUGGGAAGAAGAGGAAACCUGUAGAAGUAGUUUAAAUAAAGAUAGCCUUGUUACUGAGGCAUCUAUGAGCUCUCUUGCUGUGCUAAAAAGAAAAAGAAAAAUGCAUUAAUGCAUGUAAUUCGUAGCUUCUAUUUAUUUGCACAAAGUGCAGCACAUUUUUUCUCCACUGUUUGAUAUUUGAUAUGAGCUGCAGGUUAAAGAUCAGUGGAACAAUAGCACUGUAAGAAGUGGAGUAACUAUGCAGAAUGAAUAACACACUGAAUAGCAGCUGGUGUGAGCGGGGUAGUGGCAAGGUGUGGGGUGCCGACCAUUGUAGAUUCUAAGUCAGUUUGCAGUCUUUCUGCUGACAAGAUUGUUUUCUUCAAUUGACUUUCACUAUCUAGGGCUAAAAUAUAGUCACUUCACCUAACAAAA